CUUAGAAUCCUGAAAGAAAAUUCAAAUGAUCCCGUUCCUUAUUAUUUAUAGAAAUACUAGUGAUGAUGAUGGUGAUAAUGCAAUGCUAUGACUCUGUCACGAUGAAAACCCCGAGCUUAUUUAUUAGACUACCUAUGUAGUCACCUUGACUUUAUUGAGGAACUGGUCUAGGAAUAGCAGGAAUAGCGACAAAAGCUGUUCGCGUGGCUUGGGUCUUCGAUUGGGUGUCAGCUGACCUUCUACCGCCUACCCCUCCAUCUUACCUACCUAGGUACCAUAGGCGUUCAUGAUCACGAUGGCAAAAUGGGAGGUGAGCGCGGGGAGCUUCUGGACCAGGUGGCAUAUAUUACGAUGAUGACGAUAGAUCCCGUGAUGAAACCAUUCAGAGUAAUUGUGAAUUUUGCUUAGGACCUGGAUAGCUGAUACAAAUGUAUUAGGUUCCCACCAUGUUGAUUCCAAUUCUUCGAUAUCUCUUUGAUCCUUUCAAGCUGUAUGUGCUUAUUAUCAGCUGGGAGCACUCAUUCUCGAAGUCGCUUGUCUCAAAGAACCGAUGACGUAGGUUUAUGAUGGAAUUCACAUGAAUGCAUCGACAUCAUUCGGCAUCGUCAUCUGUUUCCCCUUUUCUACCCUUUCUCCCCUUUCUCCCCUUUCCCCCUUUCUCUUAUUCAUAUUAUCCAUAUUAUCCAUGAGACAAGGGCCAGCUUCGACUGACAAUCAGAAACUCCAGCUCAUCUCAGCUCAACAGAACAACACAGCAAGCUGUUCGAGGGCCCCACUCGAGCAUGUCUAAACUGGGUAUAGUGAGGGGCUCCAAGCUGAUUGCGCAUGUGCAUCUAUGUUGUAUGUAGGUAUGUAGUACUAGGUGUUUAAUUGUUCGUACAAUGGGAACUGGUCGGUUGCAUUCUCGACCUUAUCGCUCCUGUAUUCUGUACAUACAUACUUUAAUUACCUACACAACCUGGUAGGUAGGUAGACCUUGAAGAUUGAGGUUCAAAGGCCCUAAUAUGAUAUAUCCAUCGUAUACUAAUUGAAUGUAAUGUGAAGGACAGCCGUCGUUCCCGCUGUAGGCUGUGGGUGAGUUGUCGUUGGACAAGUCUAACUCUUAUGCAGUCCUACACAGCUCAACCAAACAAAGGCUUGCCCGUAGCUUAUGCGUGAUGAGGAAGUCAAUAAUACUACUUAGGUAAAUAGAUAUACGAU
This is a messenger RNA of Annulohypoxylon truncatum, 1200 nucleotides long. RefSeq lists its product as uncharacterized. The record is from RefSeq and is a predicted model, not a curated record. The transcript has a single exon. Lineage: Eukaryota; Fungi; Ascomycota; Sordariomycetes; Xylariales; Hypoxylaceae. The coding region runs from base 578 to 790 and encodes 70 amino acids.